Molecule: messenger RNA, 856 nt
Organism: Paramecium octaurelia
Lineage: Eukaryota; Ciliophora; Oligohymenophorea; Peniculida; Parameciidae
Source: the annotation of a GenBank genome assembly
AUGAGAAAAAAUUAUAAUUAAAAAUUAAAUGAAAUUAGUGAUAAGUUAAUUUCAGAAUAAUUCUAAUCAAUUCAUAAAAAUAAAAAAUCUAAUCAAGUAAAGAGGAUUUCAAUAUAGGCUUUAGAGGAUGAAUAAUUAUUAAUAGAUUUAAGAUCAUUAAUUGAAAAAGAAAGUGUAAGUUAAAGUUAAGAGAUAACAAGCUUAAAAAAUAAAGAUUCAAUUUUCCAGAAAGAAAUUGAAAAUCAUCUAGAAUCGUUAAAAUAAUAUGAUUAAUUAGAUAUACAAUAAUCAAUAGAUAUCCUUAAACAAAUAACAAGUAUUAAUAUAUAUCUAUACAAAUUUAUUAGCAAAGAACAAUUUAAUUUUAUAAUUAUCAGAUAUAGUCUCUUAAAUUUCUAAAUGUACAUAAACAAAAGAUGAAAAUAGUCAAAAUUAGAUUCAAUUUAUUAAAGAUAUCUAGGAAUUAAUUGAUUAGGCUAAAAAAUAUUAAUGUUAAAUAAACUUAUUUGAUUAGACUAUCACUUUGUUUUAAUAACAUACUAAUAAAAUUGAAUAAAUUUAAUAACAAAUUAUCAAUUAAACUAAGGAUUAGGUUAAUGAUUAAUAUUAAAAUCUAUAGAAAUUAUUGAAUCACUAUAUUAAUUCUAUUGAUAAUAAAAGUAAAUAGAUCAAGAAAUAUUGUAAUAUUCAAAAAUUGGAAGGAGAUUUACUAAAAUUGACAGAAAUGAAUAAAAAUUUAGAAAUUGAAAGUAAUUAAUUAUACACAUUAAUAAAUAGAAAUUAAUUUAUUCAAUCAAAUGUCUCAGUAAUUAGAUGAAAAACAGUAGGAAUAUUAAAAAAUAUUAAAGGAAUAAUA